Molecule: messenger RNA, 503 nt
Organism: Cokeromyces recurvatus
Lineage: Eukaryota; Fungi; Mucoromycota; Mucoromycetes; Mucorales; Mucoraceae
Exons: 2
Coding region: 102-395 (97 amino acids)
Source: RefSeq, a predicted model, not a curated record
UAUAUUAUUCUGUUUAUUUAAUAAAACCUCUCUCUCUCUCUCUCUCUUUUUUUUUGUUUAUUACCAUCAUAAUUUACUUUUCUCUCUUGGUUUUCUUUAAUAUGAAUAAAAAAGUACAAUUCUCUUGUAACGUCGAAUUUGUGUCUACCUUUGCAAAUGAAGAUUAUGACCGAACAGCACAAGAAGUAGCAAAGUUAACUUAUAAAGACAUGCUUGAAUUACUUACAAUGAAAUCACAAUGGAAAAGAGAUAUGGAACGUAUGUUAGCUGAAAGAGCAGAGAAGGAGAGUGUGUCGUCUGAUGAAGAAGAAAGUAAUGCUUCUACUACUCCAACAACAGCAGCAAAUACAACACAUCUUUAUAACAAUACAAAUGUUCAAGAGAUUUGUAUUUGAAUUCAAUUCUAUAUAUCCCUCCUUUUUUUUUAAAGAAAAGAAAAGAAAAGAAAAAAAAAGGAACAUACAAAAGCCUUUACUCCCUUUUCACUUUUGAAAGAAAAAAAA